UCAUGUGUAAACGAUGAGGUCCACGACCAAACUGAAAUUCCCCUAACCAUUCCCACUCAUUAUCCACUUAACCUCUACAUACAUUGUACAGAGGUAUCCUGGUAAAGCACGAAAGAAAAAGGCGCUUGGAAGCUGGAAAGAUACGUUGUCUGUCCGCAAUCGGAGGACGCGAUUCUUCAAGUGUUAUUUUGGCAUAAGAUCAGACCUUCUCCAUCACCAUGUCAGUGAAGUCGGACGGGAAGAGGAAGUGGGCGGCGGUGAGGGGCCAUCUGGGCUCCUCCCAGGACUCAGACACCCAGCUGGAGGCCAACCUGGAGAGUGCCGACCCAGAGCUGUGCAUCCGCAUGCUCCAGGUGCCCAGUGUGGUCAACUACUCUGGGCUGAAGCGUCGUCUGGAGGGCAGCAAGGAGUCCUGGAUGGUCCAGUUCCUGGAGCUGAGUGGGCUGGACCUGCUGCUGGAGGCCCUGGACAGGCUAUCUGGGAGGGGCUGCUCCCGCAUCACAGAUGCCCUGCUGCAGCUCACCUGUGUCAGCUGUGUCCGCGCCAUCAUGAACUCCUCGGCUGGGAUCCACUUUAUCGUGGAGAAUGAGGGCUACAUCCGCAAACUCUCCCAAGCCUUGGACACGUCCAAUACCAUGGUGAAGAAGCAGGUGUUUGAGCUGCUUGCUGCCCUGAGCAUGUUCUCCUCUGAUGGGUACCGUCUCGCCCUGGAUGCCCUGGACCAUUACAAGGGUGUGAAGACCCAGCUGUAUCGCUUCAGUGUGAUCAUGAACGAGCUGCAGGCCACAGACAACGUGCCCUACAUUGUCACCCUCCUCAGUGUCAUCAACGCCAUCAUCUUUGGGAAAGAUGACCUGCAACAGAGAGACAAGAUGCGCAAGGAGUUUAUUGGAUUACAAUUACUUGAUAUACUGCCCAAAUUGAGAGAUGAGGAGGAUGAGGACUUGAUCAUUCAGUGUGAGGCGUUUGAAGAGGCCAUGUCUGAGGAUGAGGAGGAGCUGCUGAGGGUCUAUGGAGGCAUAGACGUGAGCAGUCACCAGGAGGUGUUCAUCACCCUCUUCAACAAAGUGAGCAGCUCUCCGUCGUCCCGCCAGCUGCUGUCCAUCCUACAAGCCCUGCUGCUGCUGGGGCCCGAGAGGGCUGACAUCUGGCAAGCCCUGGAGGCCAUCACUAACCGGGCCAUUCUGCUGGAUCAAGACUCUCAUAUGGACUCUUGUGAGAUUAUUAUGCAACGCCUGGUGUUCUCCAAGCGCAGGACAGCUGGUGUCGAUGCUGUGGAUGGUCUGCCACCCAAGAAGAUUGAUAAGGCUGUUCAGACCGACAUGGUGGAUGAUGACCAAGAAAGACUGACCAAAUGCUCCACAAAAGUGUCCUCUCCUCCACUACCCCCUCCACCUUUCCUAUAUCCCAAUAUGAUGGGACCAGGUCCCAUUCAGUGCCCACCUCCCCCUCCUCCACCCCCCACUCCACCAUUACAACACAUUGGAGGUGGAGUACCCCCACCACCAACUCCUCUACUAGGGAUGCAGGUGCCCCCAGGGUGCCCUCCUCCACCUCCACCUCCCCCACCAGGAAUGGGCGGUGGAGGACCUCCACUACCCCCACCCUUGCCCGGUAUGCCAGGCCUGCCUCCUCCACCACCACCUCCCCCUGGCAUAGGUGGCAUUGUGGUGGCCCAGAGUAGCCAGUCCCUGGGGUAUGCCUCUGCUGCUGCCUCCAAGGCAGGCCGUUGCCCCACCCUGAGGAUGAAGAAGCUCAACUGGCAGAAACUCAGAGCUGUCACUGAUGGUCAUUCCAUGUGGACUUCAGCUCAGAAAGACACUCCUCGGGAGCCCAACUACUCCAGCAUUGAACAGCUGUUCUGUCUCCCAGUGACCGAACACAAAGAUAAGGGGGCAGCUGCUCCUGUCAAAAAGGAGCCUAAAGAGAUCUCCUUUAUUGAUGCAAAGAAGAACUUGAAUUUGAACAUAUUUCUCAAGCAAUUCAAAUGCUCUCAUGAUGAGUUUGUGGUGUUGAUUCAGAGUGGGGAUCGCUCUAAGUUCGAUGUGGAGGUCUUGAAGCAGCUUAUUAAACUCUUACCUGAGAAACAUGAGAUAGAUAACCUGAAAUCCUUCCUGGGAGAAAAAUUAAAGUUGGCCAAUGUAGACCGAUUCUACAUCACUCUCCUGGCUGUACCAUGGUAACUGCUGUUCCUUUU
Molecule: messenger RNA, 2197 nt
Organism: Salvelinus sp. IW2-2015
Lineage: Eukaryota; Metazoa; Chordata; Actinopteri; Salmoniformes; Salmonidae
Product: inverted formin-2
Biological process (GO): actin cytoskeleton organization
Molecular function (GO): actin binding; small GTPase binding
Source: RefSeq, a predicted model, not a curated record